UGAUAGGCGUGGUUACAUGUUGCUAGGCAACGUUAUCACUUUGGGUACUUCUCAAUGACUGCAGCCUGUAUAGAAGUACCUUAUAGAGUUAGGACGGGGAGCAAUGGAGGGACUGAGGAGAGGAGGAGGCUCAUAGACUCAAGAGGAGGAACGAAAUGGGGCAAUGAGGAAAAUCAAGGAAGAACCACUGGAGCAGAGAAAGAAAAACAUAGAAAGCAUAUUGAUGCUAUAUUGAAAGCUUGGGAGUCUAUCGUUGCAAAAGAUAAAGAAGAAAGACAUGCUAAACUGAGAGAGAAGGUCGAACUACAGCGACAACUUAUUAGUAAAGUACAAGAACAAAAUGAAGCAAUACGAUGCUAUAAAAUGGAAAAGAAAAAAGAAAAAGAGGAGAUGGAGCAGUUAGCUGUGGAACUAGAGCUGAAAGGAAGAAAGAAGUCCACUUAUAAAUCUCCAUCAGUAACAAAAAGACUAAAGCCCUCAGUAUCAGCUCCAAUGAUCCAACUCACUGAUACUCACAUUAAAAAUGAUACCACAGGACAGGAGCCUAUGGAAGCAAAGAGAAGAAGCACAGCUGCUCCAGUUAGCAGGAGGUCAAAGACACCAUUGACAUCUUCUUAUAUAAGAAUACCUCAUGAUGUGCACUCCAUCAAUGAAGGCAGUGGUCCAGCUAGUCCAGUGCUGCCCCAGUUUCCUGAGAAUAAAGUAUUACAAUAUUUAGGAAUAGAGCAGAGCCAUAUGGAGCAAGUAAAGAUUGAGGAAAUGUGGCUACAUAUGAAGUCACACUCGGAGAAACAGCUUCAUCCAAUGCAGGAGCACCUGGAGAGAUUGAAGAUGAUGUCAUGUCCAUCAAUUAAAGAAUGCCUUGAAUUAUAUGAUCAACCAACAGCUUGUGAUAACUACACUGGAAAGACUAUCUCUCUAACAGCUGCAUUGAAAACCUUAAGGACUAUUUCAGAACCAACAAAAGAGUACAUACUACGACUGAGUAAAUCCUCAGCAAGCUUAAAGAGCAAAUGUGGCCAGCAGAUGAUUGAGAAUACAGCAAAGAAAAGACCAGAUAAAGACGACAUAGGAAACAAUGCUUGGUUUGUUGGGUUGGAUAAGAGCAAAGGACAGAGACCACAAUCAGCUCCUGCUCCAUUGCUAGUCAGCAAGAGGGCAGCACCAUUAAAGACAAGCCCAGCAGGUCCUGUUGCUAAAACUAGAGCAACCAGCGCAUUGCCAAGGACUUACUGUUUUCAAUCAGAGGAAGGUUGCAAAAAAAGAGGUUCAAUAAAAAAACCAUUAACAUCAUGGAGUCAAAGACGGAAUAGCAGUAGGUUAAUGAACAGUGGUUCUGCUGUAUCCAAAAGUACUGCUACUACUAAGAAGAAGGUUGUUGCUGUGACAAAGAAUAAUGUGACAUUUCCUAGUCAAUGGGAGCCGUUGUCACUAGCAGCACUUAGAGAAGCAAAUGGAGUCCUUAAGAGAGAAGGAAGUGGACAUGGAGCAUUUAGAAAUGGAAGAGUAACACUUUGGAAGCAAAGCAUUACCUAAUUAAUAUUCAUUGAUAAUUAUUGUUAUUAGUUUAAUUAAUAAUUAAAUGAUCAGCCA
Molecule: messenger RNA, 1593 nt
Organism: Amphimedon queenslandica
Lineage: Eukaryota; Metazoa; Porifera; Demospongiae; Haplosclerida; Niphatidae
Exons: 7
Coding region: 55-1536 (493 amino acids)
Source: RefSeq, a predicted model, not a curated record